Messenger RNA from Trichoplax adhaerens, 2805 nucleotides. RefSeq lists its product as uncharacterized. Gene Ontology annotation, cellular component: nuclear envelope; cytosol. Gene Ontology annotation, molecular function: small GTPase binding. The record is from RefSeq and is a predicted model, not a curated record. Bases 1 to 2805 code for a protein of 934 amino acids. Lineage: Eukaryota; Metazoa; Placozoa; Uniplacotomia; Trichoplacea; Trichoplacidae. The transcript has 28 exons. Gene Ontology annotation, biological process: protein import into nucleus.
AUGGAGGUCAGAAGGACAGAGUUAAAAGUAGCGCUUCUGGAAAGUCUGAAAUGCAUUUUAUCUGAUGCACAACAUGCGAGACAACAAGGGGAAGAUCACUUAAACGUUAUUGAGAUGACGCCGGAGUUCGGAGUAUAUUUAACGGAUAUAAUUAUCGAUCAAAAUAACUUUCUUCCUAUCCGGCAGUUAGCUGCAGUUGUGCUGAAGCAGUAUGUACAAACUCACUGGUCAACAACAUCAGAUAAAUUUGUUGCACCGGAAACACCGGAAUGGGCUUAUGCUAUCUCUGAAAUAGCCAGAUGGGAUUGGCCUGAGUCAUGGCCUCAGCUUUUCGAAAUUCUUAUUGGGUUUAUGACGAGUAGCAAAUUAUCAGAUAAUAUGGCCGAUAGUCAGCUCCCUCAGUUAAUUCCGAUCAUGUUCCCUGAGCUAAUUAGAAUAUUUAAGGAUGAAAAGAAUUUUAAUUCGAAUAUCCGCGGUAAAACGACUCACAUAUUGAAUUCCUGUAUAUCAUUAAUUUUUGCUAUGAGCGACCUUGAAAAAGCAGCUCCAAAUGUACUGCUCUUUCCUUACAUACCACACUUUUUAUCAGCCUUCACUGAGUCUUUAUCACAACCUGAUGGACCUCAUUCCGAUUAUGUUCUAAAAACUAAUGUCAUAAAGACAAUAGUAAAUAAUACACGAUUAGUGGAAGAAUCUAUAGAUUCGGAUGGAGAAAGAUAUAAUAUUCAAAAUUUAGUUUGCCACCUCUUUGAGUUCUUUUCAGCCUUAUUUCAACGUAAAACAUAUAAAUCGAUCGUUAAUGUUAUGAUGGAUGAUUUAAUUUAUCAAUUAAUUAAAUAUAUGCUUAUAUCGGAAGAACAGGCUGAUUUAUGGGUUACGUGUCCUGGCAGAUUUAUUGAAGAUGAAGUUGAUGAUACAAUCACGUCUUCUGUUAGAAUAUUGGCUGUUAAUUUGUUAGAUACCAUUAUACACUUUAACGAGAGCAAGAUUUUGGAUUCGACUUCAAAAGCUGUUAGAAAACAUUUCGAUGAAGCUGAGACGAUUAAAUACUCGCCACAUUGGUGGAAGGUACAUGAAAGCUGUUUAUUGGUCUUGGGAAACUUAAGUAAUCUCUUGACUACGAAGUCAGUACAAAACUACUUGGAAAAUAACUUCCUCCUAAACUAUAUCAUGUCGAUAGAUGUGCAAUCGACAGUAUCUCCAUUUCUAUCCGGGCGUGCUCUUUGGCUUCGUAGCAAGUUGGCAUCCCGGAUGGAAGACCCGGCAUUUUCAAACUUGAUGAAGGGUUGUACUGAAGCCGUAAAUCAAUCCCAGCAUAUCAUUAUUCGGAUAUAUGGCGCCAAGGCACUAUCUCAACUUAGUCAAGGUUUAAAUGAUGGUUUAAGACACGAACUAAUGUCCCCCUAUCUGACUGAUGCCAUUAAUGGCUUAAUAUUCAUGGCACUCGAUUUUAGUAAAGAUGUAGAUAUCUUGGGUUUAGCGAUUGAUUCGUUAAAUUUUAUUCUUCAGAUUAGUAGGUCUGUUACGGAGUCAGUGCAUGGCAAGCUGAUACCCAUGCUUGUAGAGUUUUAUUCGACCUACAACCAAAAUCCCUACCUUGAAGCUAUAGCUCAAGAUUCGUUUAAAAUUAUCAGCAAAUUUCCUAACUGCUACCAGACAUUAGAACUUCAUUUAUUUCCAGUUUUAAUGAAUUUAAUUUCUACAAGCGGAAAAAGUGCUUUCUGUACUACUGGGACAGCUUUAGAUAUUAUGGAAGACUUGAUAAAAAAUUGCCCGAUUCCUGUACCUGAAACACUUAUUAACAUCGGAUUUCCAACAGUAGCAGUUACUGUGAUGAAUACUGAUGAUGUUUCUAUUAUUCAAAGCGGAAGUGACUGUCUCAGAGCAUUUAUUUCUCGAAGCUCUGACCAGGUGUUUGAGUGGAAGGACCCUGAGGGUAAUGAUGGACUUUCUUAUGUCAUCAACUGCAUUUUGAAACAGGUGGAUCCACAAUUGGAACAAUACAGUGCGGCGCAAGUAGGAAAACUGACAAUUGUCUUUUUUAGGAAGGGUGACGUAUUAGCGCAACAACAUCUUGGUACAAUCCUUCGUGGGGUUCUUGCGAAAAUGCAGCAAGUAACAGAAGGCAAUGUUAUGCAGGCUUUAAUAAUAAUGUUUGCCUAUUUAAUCCAUGAGCACUUUCAACUGGUGUAUAACUUACUUGUGAGUGUACCCAGUCCGACAGGGACCUCAGCCAUGGAAUACGUGUUAAGUGAAUGGUGUAAGCAGCAAAACUUUAUCGCUGGAUGCUACAAUAUCAAGAUCAGCAUUUUAGCCUUUUGCAAGAUUCUGCUUUAUUAUGCUAAUACGAAUGAUCCUUAUAUUUCAUCAAUGUCGCUUUUGGAAGAAGCGUUAGAAGAAACCAUAGUUUUAAAGCGAAAAGUUACAAUUCCGAUAAUUCAUAAAAUGUUCAAGGCCAUCAUUUAUGAAUUUUCUACCGAAUUGGAGGGUAAUAGCCCACAUGAGAAGAUAUUAGCGGAUAUCUCUGAUAUUCCCAGCCGGACCGAUGACGAAGAAAGUAGCAGUGAUUCACAGAAUUAUUUAUAUGAGGACCAGCUUUAUAUUAAUUCUUCUAACUUUGAAGAUUUUGAUGAUGACGAAAGCUUUGAUGAUCUCGAAGAUGCUUUGUUUCCAAUCGAUCUUCAGGAUCAGCUUCUAAAUUUUUUUCAGGAAUUUCGACAAAAGUCUUGUUAUAACUUCUUUAUUAGUUGUUUAAGUGCCGAAGAGCAUAAAAUUUUGGAUAAGAUACAUCAAAUUUUACACUAG